This is a messenger RNA of Schistocerca serialis cubense, 4110 nucleotides long. It is a transcript of the gene Top1, whose product is annotated as DNA topoisomerase I, mitochondrial. Bases 109 to 3222 code for a protein of 1037 amino acids. Gene Ontology annotation, cellular component: nucleolus; chromosome. The record is from RefSeq and is a predicted model, not a curated record. Lineage: Eukaryota; Metazoa; Arthropoda; Insecta; Orthoptera; Acrididae. Gene Ontology annotation, biological process: DNA replication; DNA topological change; chromosome segregation. The transcript is spliced from 19 exons. Gene Ontology annotation, molecular function: DNA binding; DNA topoisomerase type I (single strand cut, ATP-independent) activity.
CACCGGAAUUUCGGGACUUUGAUUCCGAACGGUGUUCGGCGUCUGGUCGUUCACAGGUCUCCCAACUGCGGACAGCACAGCGGAGAAGUAGGCUAGCAUAUUUGUAAAAUGAACCUUGAAGUACCUGGCGAUGAACUUUCUUUAGAGUCUGAAAGAAAUGCAAAGGAAAACCGGAGUCCACCAGGAAAUGUGCCUGAAGUGGGACAGCUUGUCGUUAAUGGCAUUUCUAAUGGCUACCAAGAGAAGCAUUCCAAAAAGGAACACAAGUCUGAACAUAAGGACAAACACAGAGACAAAGAAAGGCACAAAGACAAGCACAAGGAGCAUCGAGACAAAGACAGAGACAAGGAGAAGCAUAGAGACAAAAGUUCAAGUGGAAAGGAUAAAGAAAAACAUAGCAGUAGCAGUAGCAAAGAUAAGGACAGAGACAGGGAUAGAGAGAAGGACAAAGAAAGGGAAAAGGAUAAGGAUAAAGACAGAGAAAGGGACAAGGAUAAAGUGAGAGAGAAGGAAAAAGAGCGAGACAAGGAUAAAGAGAAGAAACACAAAGAUGAAAGAAAGGAUAAGGACAGAGAACAUAAAAGUAGUUCAAGUAAAGACAAGGAACACAAGAGCUCAAGUUCAGAAAAAGAACAUAAAAGUUCCAGUUCCAGCAAAGACAAAGACAAACACAGCAGCAACAGCUCGAGCAAAGAUAAGGACAAGGAUCGGCAUAGUAGUUCUUCUCAUCGCGACAAGGAGAAGGACAGAGAUAAGCACAGUUCCUCCUCUAGCAAGGAUAAAGAAAGGCACAGUAGUUCAAGUAAGGAAAAAGUUAGCUCUAGCUCUGAUAAAAAGCACAGUGACAAGGAGAAACACAGAAGUAAAGAAAAGGACCAAAAGGACAAAGUUAAAAGUAAGGAAGGUGAGCACCACAAAGAAAAGAAAGAAAAAGUUGAAAGGAUAGAACAACAAAUUGAGGUAAAAAUUAAGGAUGAGGUUCCUGAAGAGUCAGCUGAAAUGACUGAUGGCUAUCAAUCGGUCCCAGAAUAUCAGCCUGUUGAAGAUUUUAAAGAGGAACCCGAAUUUGAAGAUGGUGAAGCUAGUGGUGGUGAUGGUGAUGGUAUUACUAAUGAAAACAGCCUGCUUGAAGAGACUUCAAUGAGUAAUAUGGACCAUAGCAACACUUAUAUCAAGACAGAAUUAGAUAAUAUUAAAAUUGAGGAUAAUAGCUAUUAUUCCGUAAAAAGUGAAGAAGAUACAGAGGAUGAUGUGCCACUGUGGGCUCGUGCUGGAAAGACUCCUCUUUCAGGGAUGGCUUCACGCGCUUCUCCAGCUAUAAAGCGUAAGGUCGAGGACUCUGAAGAUGAUAUGCCACUUUCAGCUCGCAAAAAGGUUAAAAAAGAAAAAAAGAAACGAGAAGCUGAAAGUGAAGAGGAGGAAGACUUCAAACCAAAGAAAAAGAAAAAGGUGAAAGAACCGAAAGUUAAAACAGAAGACAAGCUUCCUGAGUCUCCAAGAAAAAAGAAAAAGGAGGAAGAGCAACAAGAGGUCUGGAAAUGGUGGGAAGAGGAAAAGCAUACGGAUGGCAGGAAGUGGACAUUUCUGGAACACAAAGGACCUGUAUUUGCGCCACCAUAUGAAAGGUUGCCACCUGAUGUUAAAUUUUACUAUGAUGGUGAAGAAAUGGCGCUCUCUGAGGAAGCAGAAGAGGUUGCUACAUUCUAUGCUCGUAUGUUAGACCAUGACUAUACUACCAAAGAAGUAUUCAACAAGAACUUUUUCAAAGACUGGCGUAAGGUAAUGACAGAAAAGGAAAGGGCAAAGAUAACAGAUUUAUCAAAAUGCAAUUUUAAGCACAUGCAUGCUUAUUUUGUUGCAAAAUCUGAGGAAAGAAAAAAUAUGAGCAAGGAAGAGAAAAAGAAAAUUAAAGAACAGAAUGAAGAGAUUACAAAGAUUUAUGGUUUCUGUGUAUGUGAUGGACAUAAGGAAAAGAUAGGAAAUUUUAAAAUUGAGCCUCCAGGGCUUUUCAGAGGACGGGGUGAGCAUCCAAAAAUGGGUAUGCUUAAAAGGAGAGUAAUGCCUGAAGAUGUAAUUAUUAACUGCAGUAAGGAUGCUGUUGUGCCAAAGCCUCCAGAGGGUCACAAAUGGAAGGAAGUAAGACACGACAACAAUGUUACAUGGCUCGCAAGUUGGACUGAAAAUGUACAAGGACAAGUGAAAUACAUCAUGCUGAACCCAUCUUCAAAAUUGAAAGGUGAAAAAGAUUGGCAGAAAUAUGAGACAGCCCGAAAGCUUGCAAAAAGUAUUGAGAAGAUUCGGGCAGAAUAUCGCGAAGACUGGAAAUCAAAGGAAAUGCGUAUCAGACAAAGAGCUGUUGCUUUAUAUUUCAUUGAUAAGCUGGCACUUAGGGCUGGUAACGAGAAGGAUGAAGAUCAAGCAGACACAGUCGGUUGCUGUUCACUACGUGUUGAACACAUAUCUUUACAUGAAGAGAAGGAUGGGAAGGAAUGUGUGGUAGUAUUUGAUUUCCUCGGUAAGGAUUCCAUAAGAUAUUACAAUGAAGUGUCUGUUGAGAAACGAGUAUUUAAGAAUUUGCAACUCUUCAUGGAAAACAAAUCCACUGGGGAUGAUUUGUUUGAUAGACUUAACACUUCAAUAUUGAACAAACAUCUGAAUGAGCUGAUGGAAGGAUUGACUGCCAAAGUUUUCCGAACAUACAAUGCUUCUAUCACAUUGCAAGAACAGCUUAAACAGUUGACUAAUCCUGACUUCACAGUUGCUGAAAAGAUUUUGGCAUACAACCGCGCAAACCGUGCAGUGGCAAUACUUUGUAACCAUCAAAGAUCUGUUCCAAAAACACAUGCUAAAAGUAUGGAGAAUCUGAAGAACAAAAUUGAAGCCAAAAAGGAACAAUUGGAGGAAGCAGAAAGGCAAUAUAAGCAGGCAAAAAGAGAGUACAAAAAUUUUGAAUCUGCCAAAAACAAGAUAGACAUGGAUAAGAGGAAAAAAGCUCUAGACAGAAUUAAAGAACAGUUGUCCAAGUUAGAAGUUCAGGCAACAGACAAGGAAGAAAAUAAGGAAAUUGCUUUGGGAACAUCCAAGCUUAAUUAUCUUGAUCCGCGUAUAAGUGUGGCAUGGUGCAAAAAGUUUGGUGUUCCUAUUGAGAAGAUAUACAACAGAACACAGCGUGACAAGUUUCGUUGGGCUAUUGAUAUGGCUGGACCUGACUACGUGUUUUAAUGACAAUCCUAUUAGUUUUAUUGGCAAGUGUGAAGAUCGUAUUGUGUGUGAACUUGAGAUGGGGCCAUCAAAAUUAGUUAAGACCUUGUGUGCAAAAAGGUACCAGAAGAAUCUUAUUUAAGUUUUAAUAUGUUCAUGAAAUAGACAAUAAACACUUCAAGCAGUGUUUGCUGCUGGUUUUAUUGUGUUAGGUAAAUUACAAUGGUGAUUCUGAUGAAACAAGACUGUAUGCAAAACACAAAAGUUUUGUAUAGUGUGUGGGUACUAAAAGCAUCAGUAACUAGAGUACAUAUUUUAAAUUGAAUAUAUUGAUGUUGUCUAUUGUAUUAAAUUGUGUUAUGAAAUCUAUAUUUUUUAAUUUUGAGUAAAUUUUCUUAUUGUUGACAUGCAAGUGAACAUUCCUCCACAGCAUGAAAUGCAUACGUGUGGAGUAGUAAUAGCUGUGCAUGUUGAGUUUCAAGCAUGUUAUUUUGGUACAACUGUUUUAAAAGCUUUGUGAUAAGUUUUAAUUUGCUGUGUGACAUGGAAAAACAAGAUGCAAUAUGUAAAUACAAACUAUAUAUAACACUUAAAGUUUGCUCAUCAGUAAACACUUCCUUUGAUGGUAGGCAGUGAAAUUAUUUACGAUUAAGUCCAAGAGAAAGUUUUGUUUAACGUGAACAUUUGUGUGAUAAUGGCAAAGAAAGAAAGAUGAUUCUAUUGCAGAUAUUUCAUUAGUUUUCUGUUGGAGUGUGAGUCAUUUACAAAGGUGUUAUAUAAAGACAGUGAAAUUGUUAUGCAAUUAGAGAAAGUAUGUGAUGUGACCAUUUUAUGACAAAGAUUUAUACAGCACCUGUAAAUUUACUGAGAAUAUUCUUGUAUAUUACAAGGUUCCAGUGACUUUUCACA